CUCAGGCGCCCAGUGCACACGGGGGAGCAAAGUCUCCGGGAGUGUGGGGGGAAGCCUGAGUGCCCCUGAGCUGCUGCUCUGCUUUCUGCUCCCUGCCCUGUUCUUCCUGCUCUACCGGCUGCUCUUUUUGCUCCCAUCCUCUGCUCUUUCUGCCCUGUGCUCCCUGCCCGAUCUGCUGCUCUGCUUUCCGCUCCCCUCCUGGUAUGUCCCUGCCAUGUCCCCUCCUCACAACAGGCUGCCGGAGGUACUUGUGCUAAAACCUUGGCCAGAGUUGGCUUGAGCAGCAAACCUGGCCGUGGCCUGAGCGAGCUCCUGGCUGGAGGCGGGAGGGGAGACGCUGCGCGCGGCGUGGGACAGCACAGGACCCGCGCGACAAGGCUGGAGCAGGAACACCCAGAAAGCCUUUGCCCAGGUCCCCCAGCAGAGAUGAAUGAAGGUAGGUGGUCGUGAGACUGCAGGGAACGUCCACGCGCAGGUUAGAAACUGGCUCCAGGAUAGAAAGCGAAGAGGAAGCAUCAACGGUAGGUUUUCAGGAAGGAAAGACGUAAACGGGGGGUUGCUGGGGGUCUGCGUGGGGACCAGGGCUGCUUAACUUAGCAAUGACCUGGACAAGGGGUGAGCAGCGAGGGGGCCAGAUUUGCAGGUGGCACAAAAUUAUUCCAAGCGGUGAAGACCGAGGUGAACAGCAAGGAGCUACAGCAGGGUCUGGCCCCUGCACACCCACAUACUCCCCAGCGCGCACACGCACAUGCAGGCACACACCCACACGUGCACACAGCGCCCUGCCUGCCUGCCUGCGUUCCCUGGGCCGCUGGCCCCACCUGCCGGCCGGCCCCGUCGCUGCAGCUCCGCACCAAUGACCUUGACAAGGCCCAGGACUGCGCUGGGCAGCGCCCAACAGGUCUGCCCUGGGGGGGAAACAGGCCACAGGGACCCAGGGCUGAGGGGGCAGAUAGGCCUGGUGCCUUGCAACCCCCGCUGCUCCGCCAGUGCCCCUCACUCCCCUGCUCCCCCCAUCCCUGCUGGUGCUCCUCAUUCCCAACCUGCAGCCCCCUGCCCCCCUGCCAGUCCUGCCGAUGCCCCUCACCACUGACCCGCAGCCCCUGCACACACCCCUGGGCCCCCAGGCAUGCCCCUACUCCUGCCCUGCUGCCCCGGCACCCUCCUGCGUGUGCACAGGUGACUCCGUCCAGUCAGACCUCGCUGCCUCCUGCCUAGAGCUCAGGCUCGGUCCAGCUCCGGCCCCAGCCCUGGUACAGCCACUGCCACCUGCACCCAGGCUGCGGCCGGCUCCUGCCCUGGCUGCCCCUCCCGGCCCAGGGGGAGCAGGGGGGAUCCAGGGUCCUGUGAGCCCAUCUGUCCCUGCUCCCCCCAGCCCAGGCAGGGUGAAGUGCAUGCAGUUAAACAUGCGUGUACAUGCACUGCACGCACACACAUGCACCCGCAAACAUGUGCGUGCACGAGCACCCACCAAUGUGCACUUGCACACCUACAGCACCUGCCCCCCCCCAACUCAGCGCCUCCUGCUGGCCCCCCCGCCCCACCCUUGUGCUGCCCUGGGGUAACAGUGAGGCCUGGCUGCCGGCUGGGCACGAAGGCAAGGCCUGGGCUGAGGCAUGCGAGGCAGGGAGCGGAGCCGGGCACCACCCGUGCACACAGGCCUGGCCAGGGGCUCUGGGCUCCUCUCCCAGCCCUCCCUUGCCCCGCGCAGCCCCCGUGCACGCUGCCUGCACCCCUGGCCUGCAGGAGUCCCUCCACACCCAUUCCCCCGGCUCCCUGCCCCGCGGAGACCACACAGAGCCCUUGCCUUGCCCCUUGCAGGCCGUGCCCUGCCACCUGCCCACCCCACGGCGCUGCCCCCUGCCCAGCUCAGCAGGUCCCCAGGAUCAGGACACCUUCGCCCCCUCCCACCAUUGCUGCACCUUCCCCUGGGCCCGUUCCCCCCCAGAGCCAGGCUGGCAGCUCUCAGGGUGGGUUUCCCUUGCCCCCAACAGCACCCUCCUUGCCUCUCGGGGCAGGGAUGCUCCAUGCGGGCACCCCUGGGGUCUCUGGCCCUACAGCAGCAGCUUGGAGAGGUGCAGGGAGCCCACCCCCCUGAGCCCAGAUGCGUUGGCUUCAAAUGCCCUCAGGAUUGGGGGAAAAAGCCCCUGGGGCUACCGGCACUGGGGCAGGGGGGACAGGGCCCCGGGGGCUGAGCUGGGGGGCAGUGAGACGGGAAGCAAAGCAGCUGCGUGGCUGAGAUGGCUCCAGGCUUCCCAGGACAACCCCACAGGUGCCAGGGACAGCGGGGUCGUCUCUGCCGCAGAGCGGAGACCCCCACCCCGCUCCCCGCAGAGCAGGGGCACCGAGGCCUGCGCCCAGCUGCAGCAAGGAGCCGCUGCCACCCCCAGCCUCUGCAGCCCAGCCCCACGGAGCAGGGGCAGGCUGGGAGCGGGGCCAGGCCGGCGAGGGGGGGCCCUGCAGUCUGCCAGCCUGCCGCAGCACGGCGGGCGCCGGCGAUUUCUGCCUGCGGUUGCAUUCGGGGCGGGUUAGAUGCAGUUGGCCCACGCGUGCGGCUCUGUGUGUGUGUGUGUGUGUGUGUGUGCAUGGAGAGAGAGCCAGGCUGCUGCGAAGAACAGGAUGUGCCGGCUUUUCCCUUCAGGGUUGGUUAAAUCGAUUGCAGGAGAAAGUGCUGAAGUAGCGGUCCCGGCUCCCUCCAAUGCAGAGGCUGCGCCUGGUUAUUCAUAAAAUGGAAAGACUAAAAGAGGAAGAGGAGGAGGAAGGAGAAGAAGGAGACGAGGAAGAAAAGGAAGAAGAGGAAGAAGAAG
Molecule: messenger RNA, 2807 nt
Organism: Alligator mississippiensis (American alligator)
Lineage: Eukaryota; Metazoa; Chordata; Crocodylia; Alligatoridae
Exons: 3
Coding region: 1417-2532 (371 amino acids)
Source: RefSeq, a predicted model, not a curated record